CUUCCAAACCUCAUUUGCAUUAAUUCAUUUCCUUUUCUUUUUUCCCCAUCUUUUCUUUUUAUCAUUUCCCCCUUAUAAACUCACAUCUGAUUCUCCUUCUUCCUUCUCUUUCUUCUUUUUUUUGUUAAAAGACUGGAAAAAUCAUUGGAUUAGUCAGGUCAACAGGAAAGAGUAUCAACCAUGCCUCGGCCACGUCUUAAUGCCUUCGACUCAAGCGAACCACUUCUCCGAACUACCAAUGCUGCCAACGCUGCACGUAGACAUAUUACGGGAUUUUGGGAGGGAUUUGUCGAUUUUGCUUUCAAUGAUAAUGUGCUUCAUGUUGCUAUUGGUUUGAUAAUAGCGCAAUCCUUCACAGCUCUUAUAACCUCACUUGUCUCUUCCGUUCUCCUCCCACCACUUUCUCUCCUCCCUUUCCUAAACAAGAACCUUGAAGAGAAAUUUGCGGUUUUGAGGCCCGGUCCUCAUUAUGAUGGUAUGCUUCACAACCACACUGACAUCGGUGAUGGAAUUGGAGAGGGAGUGGAGGGAAACGCAACCAUGGUCGUGAAUAUGGGAAUGGAAUUUUUGUAUGGAGCAGGCUAUAAUACCUUGAAGCAGGCGAUAGAUGACGGGGCUAUUGUUUUGGCUUGGGGUUCUUUCCUAAACAAAGUGAUAAACUUCAUAGGCGUUGGUCUCGCUCUUUACGGCAUAGCAGGUCUCUACCAGUAUUUCAGUCAAGACAACGCUAUCAUCAAACACACCGUCCGUUGUAAAUAUUGUCGCAAGAAGAUUUUCGAGAAGGCACAACGCUGCGUAUUCUGCACCUCGUGGCAAGAUGGCCGCGAAGAUCUUCGCCCCGCUGCAGCUACUAUCUGAUGAUUUCUCUUCUUAUGCUUCUCCAUUCUCCUACCAUUCCAUUUUUGCUCGCUCCUAUGACCUACUCUCCGCCGCACUCUGCAACUUUGACGCAACCUCCAUACACCCUGUACAAAACUAAAUACACGACUAUACGACUACACGACUUUGCACCUACAUGCAUUAAAUCGCCCAACGAAAUUAAUGCAUUACACCAACAAUCAGAAUGAAAAUCAAAAGAAAUUAAACCCAAAUACACAAAACCAAAAUAGAGGCAAAGCAAAGCUUUGUAAUCUUACAUGUGUAUACAUAUCCCUACAUACCUACACAACUACACAACUACACACAUACAUACACACACACAAACAGCACAAAAAUCACACUCAAAUUGUAGCGAGGAGUUCAGGAAGACAAAUUGACCACAACCACAACCACAACCCACGGUGUUAAACAAGGGUACUUUCUAGGAGUCUGGGCGUUCUUAAAUUUGAAUUUGAAUUUGAAUUUCUUUCAUUUCGGGUAUUUGCUUUGAAGUCUAGAGUUUCCAAGGUUAUCUUUAAAUCUGGCUUUGAGAACCAAUUUGGGUAGAUUUCACUUACCUAGUUAUCCAAUUUCCGUUCGUUCGUUCGUUUGUAUGUUCAAAUUUCAAAUUUCAUAGCGAGGAGUUUUAUUUGCUUUCUGUUUGAUUCUUGGUUUGAAGAUUGUAGUCUUGCUUCUGAGAUUGGAUGGAAGAAGAAGAUGAAGAAGAGAGUAUAAACAAAGAAUGGUAAUAGAAGAUUUUAAAUUUUAGAUUUUAGAUUUAAGUUCAGAGUGAUAUGAU
Messenger RNA from Botrytis deweyae, 1657 nucleotides. RefSeq lists its product as uncharacterized. Gene Ontology annotation, molecular function: mechanosensitive monoatomic ion channel activity. Bases 181 to 858 code for a protein of 225 amino acids. NCBI's taxonomy places the organism in Eukaryota, Fungi, Ascomycota, Leotiomycetes, Helotiales, Sclerotiniaceae. Gene Ontology annotation, biological process: intracellular water homeostasis; monoatomic ion transport. The transcript has 4 exons. The record is from RefSeq and is a predicted model, not a curated record.